UCUCCAGACAGAAUGUCAACCAGGAAUUCUACAGAUCUAGUUGAAUAUAUUGACAAGGGUCAUUCUUUCCUUCCCGUCAUUCCAAACACCCAGAGAAGCCAGCUGGAAGACAGACUAAACAACCAGGAGCGCACCAUAGCCUUCCUCCUAGAGCAAGCCUUUCGCAUCAAGGAGGACAUCUCUGCCUGUCUUCAGGGGACCCACGGCUUUAGAAAAGAGGAGUCGCUUGCCAGGAAGCUACUGGAGAGUCACAUCCAGACCAUCACCAGCAUAGUCAAGAAACUCAACCAAAACAUUGAGUUUGUCUCAAUCUGCCAGUUUAAAUUGGAAAAAAUUGUUAAUAUAAUUGAAUUCUUUGAAAUUGUUUUAAUUCACUUGCUACAGGAACUCCUAUGUGAUUCAAGUAUUGUGAAGCUUUCUGGAGAUAUUAACUUCAUGAGGCACGAGUACCGUCAAAAUGAGAAAGCAAUUCAAGAGCUCAUUUCAGCCCUGGAAAAUGUUUCUAAGAAUUUGGAUAUGAAGGUACUGCAGCUCUUGGGAAAGAUAGAGGCUUCCAGUUCUGAGCAAACCUCAAAUUUAAAGAUGAUCCAGGGGGAUUAUCACCACGAAAUGAACCUUUUGGAAUUCAAAUUUAAUUCAGUUUCAAAUAAUCUCUAUGAAGAAAUUGAAAACAAUAAAAAAUGGACAGAGAGCCAGCUGGUCAUCUAUGAAAAAGAUAACCUCGGCUAUAUCAAUCAAUGUUGGAAGCUCUUACAGGAUAAACUGGAAAAGUCCGAAAAUAAAAUGGAAGAAAAAAUUCUACAACUUGCAAGCAAAACAGAGAAUUUUAUUAAUGCACAGAAACAGGAAACAGAACUGAACAGAGUAAAGCAGGUAGAAAAUAAAAUGUCUAAAAAGAUUAACCAACUGGAAAAGCAGAUCUGGGAUGAACUAGAGAGAAUGCAGAUUGAAUAUCAAUCAGGGUUUAAAUCAAUUCAUGACUCUCUCAGCUCCCUUCAACAAAUACAGAAAACAAAGAUGCAAUUGGAGAAGCAUAAAGUCCAAAAAGAUCUGAAGAAGUUACAGCGCAAGAUAGUCGAGCUCCAAGAAGAAUAGCAUUCCCGGCCCUUGCGUGGGUGUGCGUGAGGCGCCGCGGAGGAGAACGCUGACGUCUCCGCGUGCUGUCGGCUCCUGUCCUCUCUGUGCCGCUCAGCCCCUUCUACGGGAAUGAAUGUAUCAAAAGAACCAAUAAAUC
Echinops telfairi (small Madagascar hedgehog) is the source of this 1234-nucleotide messenger RNA. RefSeq names its product family with sequence similarity 81 member B (gene FAM81B). The record is from RefSeq and is a predicted model, not a curated record. NCBI's taxonomy places the organism in Eukaryota, Metazoa, Chordata, Mammalia, Afrosoricida, Tenrecidae. Bases 13 to 1095 code for a protein of 360 amino acids. The transcript is spliced from 8 exons.